UAAUCACGGUGAUGAAGAGAUUGCCGUCCCCUGUAAUUUCAAACACAAAAACUUGUCACUAUCCAGGAAACUUAAAAUUUUUUUUUAGUGUUUUCUAUUUACAUGUUGAAAAUUAAUUAGGAGCCCUUUUGUAUGUCCUUAUUUAAAGUAUUUGUAGCUUUCAAAACAACUACAACUAAAGAUAAAUUGAAUAGAUUUCUUUUUUUAAGGAAAAAAAUAUUUUUAGAACGAGGGAGUAAUAGCUUAGUGCCUCCAAUUGUGUUGUUGAUAACACUCUGAACAAUCGUGACACGCCACAAAAUAAGUCAAAUAACAGCACGAAUCAGAGGCAAGAUUACCAGCUUAAAAAAAUAAACAAAUAAUAUCAGAAUAGAACAGCAUAACUUCCAAAAUAACAGCAAUUUUGCCUCUUAAAUAUGCCCCGUUCUGUCUUGUUCUUCAAGAAAAAAAUUAUUGUCACCAUUUGUUUUACAUCACUUAUUUCAAUUCCACACAACAAAUUCACAUCAUAACCUCUUUUCUAUUUGCAUAGUUAAUGACCAAACAUCCUUUCUCAUCAAAAUUUUUGUGAUACAAUGGCCAUUGAAGAACCUGAGCCUAAUUCCAACUCCGACCCCAUAUCAGAGUGGCUAGCUAGUACUUUAUCCGAUGUUCCAUCCUUCUUCCAUGAACCUUACAGUUAUGCCGAUGACUUAAAUUUCUACGCGGACCCAUGGUGGGUUCCUGAUCAAGAGGAUCAGAUCGUUAAUCACAACAUCAUCAUCGACAAUACUUGUAACUCAUUCAACAUUAGCUCCCCAGUCAACACAGCUAUUAACAAUAUCCCUUUGGAGCCCAUCAUUUUGGAUCAUCCACAGCCGGUGGAUCUGUCUAAGAAAAGGAAAAAAUCUGAUCAAAAUCCAAAGGCGUCAAAGAAGAAUCAUAAACUUCAGAUUAAUGAGGCAGCACAUGCUCCUACUAUAGUUGAUCAAGAAGGAGUGCAAUUAAAAAAAUCAAUAGGACCGAAGAGAGUAACAACAGGAAAUAACAGUAACAACAAAGAAGGAAGAUGGGCAGAACAUUUGCUCAACCCCUGUGCUGCUGCAAUCACUGUAGGUAACAUGAACCGCGUGCAACAUCUGUUGUACGUUCUCCAUGAACUGGCGUCAUUCACAGGCGAUGCCAACCACAGGCUAGCUGCUCAUGGACUCCGCGCCUUGACACAUCAUCUGUCUUCCCCUGGCUCAUCAUCAGCAUCCUCUGGAACUAUUGGAGUUACUAAUUUCUCUUCUGCCAAUCAUAAAUUCUUCAGGGACUCGUUGAUUAAUUUCAUCGACGUUAGUCCCUGGUUCCGAAUCCCCAAUAACAUUGCGAAUUCAUCUGUUCUCCAAAUAAUUGGACAACAGGAUCGGCUAAAGAACCUUCAUAUCCUUGAUAUUGGAGUUUCUCAUGGUUUUCAAUGGCCAACUCUUCUUGAAGAAUUGACUAGGCGGUCAGGUGGACCGCCGCCACUGGUUCGCCUGACCGUUAUUACACCAACCACAGAAAACGGAGAAUUGACAGGAACUCCAUUUGUGAUCGGGCCACCUGGCUAUGAUUUUUCCUCGCAACUACUAGCCUAUGCAAAGGCUAUCAACAUCAAUCUACAGAUCAACAGACUGGAUAAUUUUCCUCUUCAAAACCUCAAUUCCCAAAUCAUAAAUUCUUCAUCUGAUGAAACCUUAGUCAUCUGUGCUCAAUUUAGACUGCAUAACUUGAAUCAUACUAUCCCGGAUGAUCGAACAGAUUUAUUGAAGAUAUUGAAGAGUUUGGACCCGAAAGGAUUAGUUCUCAGCGAGAAUAACACGGAGUGCAGCUGCAACAGCUGUGGGGACUUUGCGACCACGUUCUCAAGGAGAGUGGAGUACUUAUGGAGGUUUUUGGAUUCCACGAGUGUUGCCUACAAAGGGCGGGAGAGCGAAGAAAGGAGGAUGAUGGAAGGAGAAGCAGCAAAGGCAUUGACGAACAUGGGAGAAAUGAAUGAAAGAAAAGAGAAAUGGUGUGAGAGAAUGAGGAGCGCUGGUUUUGUAAAAGCGGUGUUUGGUGAAGAUGCCAUUGACGGAGCUCGGGCUUUGCUGAGGAAGUAUGACAGCAAUUGGGAGAUAAGGGUGGAGGAGAAAGAUGGCUGUGUGGAUCUAUGGUGGAAAGGACAGCCAAUUUCAUUCUGCUCAUUAUGGAAGAUUUAGCUAUUUUGAGUCAAAUCUUUCUUUCUUACUACCACAUUAGACGUGUUUUCAUAAGUGAAUUUGUAAAGGCAAAAAGUCAAAAAUUAAGCUGAAUUGCGUUCAGGUUGAUGCUAUUCAUCAAACGUACAUACAUUAAUCAACUUGAUUUAUAUCA
Messenger RNA from Solanum lycopersicum (tomato), 2358 nucleotides. RefSeq names its product protein NODULATION SIGNALING PATHWAY 1. NCBI's taxonomy places the organism in Eukaryota, Viridiplantae, Streptophyta, Magnoliopsida, Solanales, Solanaceae. Gene Ontology annotation, biological process: regulation of DNA-templated transcription. Gene Ontology annotation, cellular component: nucleus. Gene Ontology annotation, molecular function: DNA-binding transcription factor activity; sequence-specific DNA binding. The record is from RefSeq and is a predicted model, not a curated record.